UUAGCUCGAAUGGAAAUGUCCGUCUCUGUCUGAUUUUUUUAUUUGUUGUCUGAGUGAAUGAGGGCUGCUCAUCAGGAAGUAUCCAGCGGGCCAAACUUUAUAAACGAUUAUUUAACAUUUCGGCCCCGGCCACGUCUUGCUCCGCUCGGUAUGACAAAGAACAGGCCUGUCUCUGCAGGCGCGAAUUGCAGUGGACUUCCAAUGAACAUGUUUUCAAGGGACGCUAUGUACCUGAAUAGGUUAACGUUAACUACAGAAGAUGGACGGAGACAGCUCGACCACGGACGCCUCCCAGCUGGGCAUCGCUGGAGAGUACAUGGCAUCCGGUCAUUACGUUCUCCAGUCUCAAGAUGAUGACGGCGAGGAGAAUCUGAAUGACCACGAUGACAGCGGUAUCAAAGAGAACUUCAGGGAGCAGGACAUCUAUCUUCCUAUCGCCAACGUGGCUCGCAUCAUGAAGAACGCCGUUCCUCAGACUGGAAAGAUCGCGAAAGACGCCAAGGAGUGCGUGCAGGAGUGCGUGAGCGAGUUCAUCAGCUUCAUCACGUCGGAGGCGAGCGAGCGCUGCCACCAGGAGAAGAGGAAGACCAUCAACGGGGAGGACAUCCUGUUCGCCAUGUCCACGCUGGGCUUCGACAUGUACGUGGAGCCGCUGAAGCUCUACCUGCAGAAGUUCCGAGAGCAGCCUAGCUGGCAACAGACAGAGCAUCAAGCAGCUGGGUUUCCAGAUGGGUUGGGAACUUCAGCGACAAACUGGGCCAUGAAGGGCGAGAAGGGGAUCCCCGGGGUGUCGGUGGGAGAAGGCCUGGGAGAUGAACUCACGGACGACAGCUUCACAAACCCACUGCCAGCUGGGAUUAUCACAGCAGACGGUCAGCAGCAGAACGUCAUGGUGUACACCACCUCAUAUCAACAGAUCCCCACCGUGCAGCAGAUCCAGUUUUCAUGACGAGACCUGAACACGGCGGCUCCUUUCACCAGGCACCGAUCGGCGGGUUGACCCCCUCCCCCCCAGGGUAGAGGUUAUCAGACAGGGAGGGAGGGAGAGGGAGGAGUCUGCAGAAACCCCCUCAUGUACAGAGCAAUCACUACCUGUUGAGUAGAAAGUCUAGUUCCUAGUUGUGAGGUACCAAAUGUUUUGGGAGUGCAGUCCAAAGCAGUUGGCAAAAUUGAGGCUUUAUUUUAAAGGCUAGUCUUUAUGACAUGAUUUAGUGGUCGGAAUAUGUUUUGUGUGUGUUCAUGUGUUUUGCUUUUAUGCAUUUAAUUGAUUUGCGGCGAAGGGUGGGGGUGGGUGGGGGGGGAAUAAUGGGAAGUGUUGGAUGUUUAUUUUUGAACACCUCUGUGUUAACUGAGAGAAGGCACGUUGUUACUGCCACAUCAGAUCAUGCAGCUCUUUUGUAAGUUGACACAAUUUACCAUGUGCUUUAAUGUUAUGUAAAUCCUUUGAAUAAAAAUUCAAAAGUGAUGUUUAAAA
Messenger RNA from Perca fluviatilis (European perch), 1474 nucleotides. RefSeq names its product nuclear transcription factor Y subunit beta-like. The transcript is spliced from 8 exons. Bases 260 to 949 code for a protein of 229 amino acids. Gene Ontology annotation, biological process: regulation of transcription by RNA polymerase II. The record is from RefSeq and is a predicted model, not a curated record. NCBI's taxonomy places the organism in Eukaryota, Metazoa, Chordata, Actinopteri, Perciformes, Percidae. Gene Ontology annotation, cellular component: CCAAT-binding factor complex; nucleus. Gene Ontology annotation, molecular function: DNA-binding transcription activator activity, RNA polymerase II-specific; RNA polymerase II cis-regulatory region sequence-specific DNA binding; protein heterodimerization activity.